UAGUCAGUGUCAGUGUCAAUUGUGAGUUAACGUAUUGUCAUUCUUCGUGCACAGAAAUAUAUGAAAUUCUCUGAAAUUUCUGCUUUUCUUGUCGUAAUUAGAGCAUUAUAGCACUUGCUAAUUGCGCAGAAAUAAUAAACAAAAAUAAACAUCAACUUUUCUCUUUGUUCUAACAGAAUGAGCACCGUUGAACAUUAUGACAUCUGUUUGUUUUGAUCAUAAGUUCACAUAUUAAUUAAUUUGCAUUAGUUUAUGAACUAUAAAAUAAAAAUGGAAGGUAGUGGUUGGAGAAGCAACAUUGUUAGCCAAUUGCAGGCUAGAAAUAAAUGCGAAACUGUGGCUUUUCAGGACAUAAUAUCUUUUCAGAGCAGACUGUUUGAUAAUGUGAAUACAUUAAAGAAUGAAAACCUGCAAUUAACGUUAUUGAAUGAAAGAAUACGGUUUACGGGAACAGAUAGCGUGUUAUCAGGCACCGGAACUGCCAACAAUGAAAGGAUUCAGGCUUUGGAACAAAAAAUUCUUAUCCAACAAGAAGAACUCACAUCUAUGCACAGACGGAGAGGAGAGAAUGCUCAACAGAUAAUGAGUCUCAAUGAGAAAGUGCAUGAGUUAGAGAAACAAUUACAAGCAAAAGAUAUAGUAAUUUCAGAAACAACUGCUGUCAUAGCAUCCCUUCGUGCUGAAAUACAAAUGUAUGAAACAAAUAUGGCUGAAUUGCAAGGACUCAAUCAAGUUUUAAGAGACGAGCAUCAGGCAUUACAAAUUGCUUUUGCAUCAAUAGAAGAGAAAUUAAGGAAAGCACAGGACGAAAAUCGGUCGUUAGUGGAGAGACUUAUAAAGUACAAAGCUAAAGAUGCGGAUAAAAUGAAUGAAGAAAAUGAACAUUUCCUCAAGUCAAGCAACCCUACCGCGUUUUUCAUCAACACGUUUGGUAGAGUUAGUUUCGGAAAGAAAAGUGAUAAGGUGCGGAAAGAACUGGAGGAGGCGGCUAGAGAAAGUGGUAGCCGGAGUAGUGGCUCAGGCAGCUCUGAGGACAAGAUACUGGAGUCGAUGCCUUUUUACGCAACUGUUCUACCUAAUAAGGUUGCAUUGAGAUUUGAUGCUCAUGAUGGCGAAGUCAAUGCUGUGAAAUGGAGUCCGACGGACAGAAUCGUGGCGACAGGCGGUGCCGAUAGAAAAGUCAAAUUGUGGGAUGUUACUAAAAGUAUGGUCGAAAGCAGGGGUACAUUAGUCGGUUCUAACGCUGGCGUCAUGUCAGUAGACUUCGAUGCGACGGGAGCGUACAUCGUAGGAGCUUCGAAUGACUUCGCGAGUCGCGUGUGGACAGUCGCCGAUCAGAGAUUAAGGCACACGUUGACGGGUCACAGUGGGAAAGUAAUGGCUGCUAAAUUCCUCGGGGAGCCAACCAAAGUCAUUACGGGAAGCCACGACCGAACGCUCAAAAUAUGGGACCUUAGAAGUAAAAUGUGUACAGAGACAAAGUUUGCGGGAUCAUCGUGUAAUGACCUGGUGACGUCAGACGGGGCGGGCUCCACGAUCAUAUCGGGACACUUUGACAAGAGGAUCAGAUUUUGGGACAUCCGCACAGAAAUGUCCGCGAAUGACAUCAUGCUGCAAGGCAAAGUCACGUCGCUGGAUCUCAGUAGAGAUAACAAUUAUCUGCUGGCGUGCGUCCGUGAUGACACAAUACAGCUAAUAGAUCUCAGGAUGAACACAAUCGUCCGUUCCUUCAGUCACGAGUCGUUCAAGGUGGGUUGCGACUGGUCGCGCGCGGCGUUCGGUCCGGGCGGGCGCCUGCUCUCCGUCGGCGCGGCGGACGGCGCGGCCUACGUGUGGAACACGCACUCCGGGCGACUGGAGACCAUACUCAAAGAUCAUACGUCGGCAGUGACGGCGGUGUCCUGGCAUCCUCAGUCUGGUUUGCUGGCGUCAGUGGACCGCGGCAAGCGCGCCAUAAUAUGGGGAGAUUUGUGACAAGCCUGGGAGGCGCCCCUGCCAACGCCUUCCGACGUACAGGUUGUCAGAGAUGACGAAAACUCGAGGACCGAACCCGACUCUGGAGAAGUGUUCGACUUCUUGCGCGGCAUCACCACAGAUAUACUUCAUCGAUUCACGUAACAGGAACAUAAGUAAUUCACUUGAAGAUUGAAUGCGUUGAUCAUGCUCCAUAUUUCAUAACGGACGAGUACCAUCCACUCCGUACUGAGAAAUGAGAAAAACGUCUCGAAAACAGCGAAAGGAAUGUCAAAAUAUCUUCAUAUAUUUUUAUUAAUAAUUUUAUUAUUGAAGAGGUGCUACAAUACGUGUUUCAAAUCUUUUUAAUACAGACUAAUGAUAAUGUGUCCCAGCUCUAAACAAUAAUACCUCGUAGGCCAGUCGUAAUGUAUCGUGUGGCUUUUCCAGGCGUGCGUUGUGCCGUGCUCCCACGUGCACCUCACUGACGAGAAUUGAAAGCAUUAUAGUGCUGUCUGGUGUCGAACCUUCACCAACUUAGAAUGUAAGCCGUCUUCCGUCAAUUGUACCUAUAGUUUGAUUUUCCAUUCCUAUAUUAAAUGGUUUGCAUUGUUCUCUGCAUUUUUAAAAUAGGAAUCGUGCACAGAACAAAGCAAUAAGAUAUUUUAUAGAGCCCUGAAUGUGCGUUAGUGUUGUGAAGCUUUCAAGGCGAUGCGUGAUUUUUUCUGUUUAUAUGUUGUAGGUAGGUAAUUAUGUGAACUUGGAAAUGUUCCAUAAGUUAGGAUUAGAGAUGUUUCUUCUCUGAGAGUAACAAUACAAAUUCAAUGAGAACAAUAGCAGUAAUUCUCUACUGGUUUUUUAUACAUGAAGUAUCAUAACUAUUGAUACUACAACAUUUUAUACUCCUACGUUUAGGAUAAAUUAAUGGGGGUCAUUUAUUAUUGUCAACAUGACAUCAUAUUUGUUUUAGUUAACUGAGUUAGAUCGCGGUGGACCACCUGUGCUCCCGAAGUCUCAUUAGCAAACAAUGAUCGGGCGUCGGCGACUACCGAAGACUCGCGCGAUCAAUAAACUGUUGAGCAGAUAAGAGCGCGUCGGCUUGCCGAUUUAGGGCUGUCAUUAUUUUAACUUAGUAUACAGUCGCAUAAUUAGCUAUGUUUGUCGUAAAGCUUGCCAAAGAGCAGUGAAUAUUGUUGUGAGAAAAAUCUUGUCGAUACUUCCUGAGUUGAACGCGUCGUGAGCAAUGUCUGACGUUAAAAGAAUUAUGGGGAAUGACGCCGGUACUGACAGCUCGUCAGUCAAGAUUUCUUGCAACCUGCGGAUUCUUUGCUCCAUGUUGUCGUGUGAUGUUGGGUUUAGGUGUUUUAUAUUUCAUUCCUUUAUAAUUAAUGCCGACAGCUUCAAGUAAGUGUACAAAAAUGGCUUGCUGAGGUAUUUUAUUGUUUUUUUCUUAUUAAACUCUACAAAUAACUUUUAUAAUCAUUUUUUUAGAACUAUUCUAGAUUUCAGAUUUCGUCAUUAGUAUAUAUGGAUUGUUGUUAAAAUGUUAUAAUAUAUUUCCUAUUUUUGCAAUACUUUUUGGAAUAUGUAUAGAAGCAGCCCUACAUCGGAAGCGCGCGCACGCCGCAGGCGACACAUCCAUAUUCCUGUGACGUGUUUUGACAACUGGCUGGACGAGUUUUUAACGUAUUUUUUACUACAUUUUUUGCCAGACGGUUCAUCGACCCCGAUCCGCUCAUAAGUGUUAUUUUCUCGUGUAAUUACAUAUAUAACUGACCGCUUAAUUACUCGAAACUGCUGCGACGUCCGGACCUGGAAUCCGAUUAGAAAAAACCUAAUCCGGCGCCGCACUUAAAUUACGCUUCGUUAACCUUCGGCUCGGCUAAUAAUAGCCUACAACACCUACUUUGCAUAGGACUUUCGAAUGCACUUGUCUCUCUACAUACAACUAUUUCUUGCCAAAAAAACAUGUCAUUAUCUUCGUUUUUAACUCGUAAAUUAUAGUUGCCAAUAUUUGAAUGCAUAUUAUAUUAUAUCUAUUAUAUAUAUAUCUAUACGAAACCUUUGUUCUAACUCGUAAUAUCGGCGGCGUUAGUUAAUGAAUAUAUCGUCAGCCAUUUUUAUAACUAGUCACUAUCUUCGACGAUUAAGAUUUUCAUUUAUAUUUGAUAUAUAUUUUGAUGUGAUAAAUUAUUUUUGAUGAAAUAUUGUUUGCAUUUAGCUGUAUAUUAUGUUGUGUAUUAAAAAAGGAGUUAUUGGUUAAUAUAAAAAUGCUAAUGAAUUGUCUAAAGCAGAUACAAUUUAGGUAAUGGAUGACAUUAUGCACACAUAAGGAAGAGGUUUGUAAAUUUAAAUUUUACCAAAACUAUUUGUGUAAUUUUUUUUAAUUAGUUGAGUCAGGAGGUUGUUUUCGGUUCACAGUUGUUAAAAAAUGAGCACAAGUAAUGUCACCUACGUUAAAGUUUAAAAAAAGAAUUAUAAAUGUCUUUCGUUAUUUUUGGAAAAUGUAAUAUUCAUAUGUAUUUAGCGUAGCAUAGCAAUAAACUGAUGAUUAACGAAUUUCAUUGAGGAUUAGAUCUGUCAAAAGUAUAUGACAUCACAAGUUACUUUCUUUUGUUUUUAAUAUUACUGUUUUAAGCACAAAUAUCCUGUAUCACAAGCAUAAAAUUGUUACUUAUUAUGUAACCUGUAAUAGAUGGCAUUACACCUCUGUAUUCCAAAUAAUUUGCUGUUUGAGAAUAUUUAUAUUAAUUCGAAUAUUAUUCGAAAGAGAAACAUAAUUAGUGCCGCUCUAGCCAAGUUCCCAUACAAGACUAGUUAGCGUUAAUAGAAAGCGCUCAAAUGUAUGGAAAUGACAUUACGUUUAGAUUAGUCACGUGACUUGCACCUGUCAUCUCCAUACAUUUGGACAAUGUCAAUUUUAGAAGUGUCAUUUGCCUAAAAAGGCUGAAACGACAAUCAGAGUCAUGCUGCCUCUGUCUUUUUAAAGCGUUACGUAGAGGCAGGGAGACAACGUUUUAAAGUUACGUUCCGUUUCAGCGUUCGAGGAUGAGUCAUCUAGUUUUAUGUGGCAGAACUACAGACAGCUUACAUUUAUAAAGAAAUAUGUGCCUUUUAUUAGCUGUAAGCAAUUCUAUAUUAUACGUGGUAUAUUUAUUUAUACAUAGAGAUGUCAUAAAAUUACUAUAAAUGUAAAUUGUCAGCUUUGUACCUCAGAUUUAAAAGCUCUUCAACACUUUCACAUCAGUUUAAUGUAAAUAUUAAGUAAGUAUAGGUUAUUAUUAUACAGCUUUACAAGACUGUUGUCCUUAUUUUAGAGAAACGUUACAUCACAUGGAUAAGUUGGUGUCCUUUAAAUAAGUUGAGCGGUGAAAGCUUUUCAUUACAUUUUCUACGCGGCGUAUUGAAAUUUAUGUGAUUAGCGAUUUUUGUACACGAUGUAUGAACGCAUAAUAAAGUUUUGUAAUUGUAGAACAUACUUGCUUCAGAUAUGUUUUAAACGAUAUUUUUAUAUGAAACGUUGUACAGUACAAACGUUUGUGAAAAAUGUAACGACAAUUUGGUCAAGCGCAUUAAAUAAAAUGUAUCUACUUCGUCACUUUUAUUCUUCGAAUUGUACCUACAUAUAUUCAAUAUAAAAAAAUAAAUGUGUUAUUAUUACGGA
Molecule: messenger RNA, 5617 nt
Organism: Trichoplusia ni (cabbage looper)
Lineage: Eukaryota; Metazoa; Arthropoda; Insecta; Lepidoptera; Noctuidae
Gene: Atg16
Product: autophagy-related protein 16-1
Exons: 15
Coding region: 253-1974 (573 amino acids)
Biological process (GO): autophagosome assembly
Cellular component (GO): autophagosome membrane
Molecular function (GO): protein binding
Source: RefSeq, a predicted model, not a curated record